UCAGCACAUCAGUGUAUUGUAUUUUAUUAUCAGAUUUUUUUUUACAUAUAUGAAUUUAGCGGUCAGCCAUUGCUUUGCCUCUCCCUACUCCCUAGUUUUUAUUUUUAGUUCCAGUCGGUUUCUACCGCACCUCCCACCGCACUCAGAGGAGAGCAAGCAAGAAGUAAUGCGACCGUCGAUAUGGAUAUAUUGCAAUUGCAGCAUUUGGGUUUAGGAAUCUAGUGUUUUGUAAAGAUUACCAGAAUACCACCUGUAGGUUAUGGAAUAAUUGCCGAUACAUUCACUGCAGCAAAGGGGACCAAGCAUUAUAUGAAGUCUGUGGGACCAUUUCCCUCAACCUACAACGAGAAUUAGAAAGACUUUCAGACACAAAACGAGUUAGAUGCCACGAUUUGGACAAAGGGAAGUGUGAUCGAGGGGCGAAAUAUGUUUAAUUUAUGAUUGUGAACUGGCUUGUUUCAUUGAGUGUAAUCAUAUAAUCUGCGUUCCCUGUCUUCAACUGCUGCCGUUUUUGCGGCACAAUGAAAGAGGUGUUUUCAAGACGUGCCCAAUUUGCAGAGGCGAAUCGAUUUAUACGUGUUUAUUAUAAUUAAUGAAUUUUGUUCGCAAAGGAGGCCGUUUUUGCAAGAGAUUCAGGAAGAAGUAAAUAGAGUGGCGUACGCCUAUUUGAAAGAAGGCGACAAAGAAUUGUGUUCCGCAGUCUUAACAGGAGGUCAAUGCACUGCAGUCCAAUGCCUUCGAUGCUAUCCAAAACAUGGGUUGGUCGUUUGUAAACGUUGCACCUCAUUCCUAACUCGGACAAAUACCUACAGGUUGGAUUGCUGUCACGUCGUUUGUGGAGACUGCGUGGAAUUUCUUCCUGUUCGAGUUGACGCACUAAUGCUCUACGAAUGUCCUGUUUGCAAAGAAUAUGGCCUCCCUAUCAAACUUUAUGGCUAAAUCUUCCUGAUUCCAUUGUAGUUUACCCUCGUAGUUAUAGGAUUUGCUUUGCGUUUUGUAGUUUGCCAGCGUAGUGUAGAAUUAGCUUUGCGCAUUGUAGUCUUUCGUUUUGUAGUUUCCCAAGGUAGUGUAGUAUUUUUAAAUUAAUGCAUGCUUAUUCCUCCCAAAAAAUGUUUGCGCUAAUCAAGUACGUGGAAGAUUCUGUAAUCCAUGUAUGCUCAACAAAGGACAUUAAACAAUAUGGACAUCAGAAGUUAGCAAGGUGGUGCGACGGGCAGUUUUAUCUAUCAACUAUAAUCUGUUAUAAUGAUAAUCGAAAGAUUCUGGAAGAUAUUCGAGAGAACUUGGUGCACCGUUCACCCAUAGUUGCAUUAUAUUCCGACAAACAACAAGGAGAUGAAGUUUCUGUUGCCAACAUGAUACAACAUGAUAAUUCAUUUAAACGUCGUUUAAUGCUUACUGCUGCAGACAAAACAAAUUUGGUGAAAACCUGCAGGAACAAGGACAAUAACUUUACAGAAACCGCUCUCCUUAAUAAGGCUACACAAGAAGGUGUAUCUAGUUCCCUGCCAUCUUCUUUAACAAAACACAGUAGUAACUGUUCCUCUGAAAUUGGUUUGGUAACUGAUGCUUUCACUACAUCGCCACCUGACAGUCUAACUACAUUAAUUCCCCUCGAUCCGACUAGUCCCUCCACUUAUGAUGCAGAAAAUGGAUCCGUGGAAAUAAUUUCCAGAACCCGAGUAAACAUUUCCCCUGAUAUUAUUCGUUUUACCGAAGAAAAUAGACAGUAUGAUAUUAAUACUAAUUUUUCUACUGCAUCUAUGGACCGUUUGCUUUGUCACAACGAACCAUUAGUUAUUGAGGGCAAAGUAGUAGAUUACUCUAAUGAUUAUUUUGAAAUGAAUGACGUGGACUUGCAAGACGGUGUCAUUGCGAAUGUAUCACAUCCCGUACAAAACACCUGGAAUCUUCCUAGUGAUUUGGAAGACGCAACUUUUAUUAAUGGAGAAACGAAUGUCAUGGACUUGCAAGACACUGUCAUUGCGAAUGUAUCGCAUCCCGUACAAAACACCUGCGAUGUUUUUAUGGAUUUGGAAGACGCAACUUUUAUUAAUAGAGAAACAAAUGUCAUGGACUUGCAAGACACUGUCAUUGCGAAUGUAUCACAUCCCGUACAAAACACCUGCGAUGUUUUUAUUGAUUUGGAAGACGCAACUUUUAUUAAUAGAGAAACAAAUGUCAUGGACUUGCAAGACACUGUCAUUGCGAAUGUAUCACAUCCCGUACAAAACACCUGCGAUGUUUUUAGUGAUUUGGAAGACACAACUUUUAUUAGUGGAGAAACAUCAGAAGGCACAGCUUUAAAAAUUAUGUCCAGAACUUCAAUACAGACUACCCCCGUCAUCAAUACGCUUUUUACUGCAGAAGUAGAUGGGCAAUGUGAUACUAACGAUGUUCAUUCCUCUCCUUUAUCAACUGAUGCUUCAGUUGCACAUGUCAUCGAUGAUUUACAUAAUUCUAGUUCUGCAUGUCCUGUCGCUACAGUUUCUAUACGGAGUAAAAGAAAUUUGGUCCAGAUGGAAAAUCCUGAAGUACAGUGCAAUAAAAAAAGAAAACCUACUCCUCUCACUUAUGAUAGAAAUGUGGUAAUCACACCAUCUCAUACUUCAAACGCUCAAGUACUUGAUAACAUACCUGCCACUGCUUUAUCUGAAAACAAGAAAACUAACCCGAGGAAAUACUUCUGCGUAUAUUGCAAUAAGUUAUAUGCAAAGUUUCCUCAACAUCUGCAAACGUCACAUAGAGAUGAACCUGCUGUGAAGAUGUAUAUGUUUUUACCAUCGAAAUCUCCUGAGAGAAGGAAAAUCAUAGAAACCAUCAGAAGGCGUGGAGAUUUUGUGCACAACACUUCUACUGAUUUUAAUUCGGGUCACCUAUUUGUAGCAAGACGUUCACAUUCACAGUCAGAUUGUAAUUCUAAAGAUUAUGUACCGUGUCCACAUUGUGCUGCUUUUUUUAACAAGACAACUCUACGCCUGCAUGCCAAACAUUGUAUUCCUGCAAAAGUUACAGGUCAGAGAAACAUACUUUCUGCAAGUCGAUCUCUACUGUGUAAGCUACAUCCAAGGGCUAGUGAAUUUUUGAAAACAAAGAUAUUUUCAAUUUUUCGUGAUGAUGAUUGCGUACAGUCUAUUCGAUACGAUUUGUUGGCAGUAUUAUAUGGAAAUUAUAUGUGUAAUAAGUAUUCCUUGCAACAUCAUCACGACAUGAUCAGGAAUAAAUUGAGAUCUAUUGGGCGUCUAUUAAUCGUGGCAAAGUCUAUGGACUCCACCAUAAAGGAUUUUGUGAACUUGUUAACGCCAGAAAAAUUUGAUGUCGCCAUUGCUGCUAUAAAACAAGUGGGAGGUCUAAAUGCUACUAAUACACAUUACAAAGCUCCAACAACUGUUCUUACAUUGUCCACUGUAUGUAAGCAAGCAUGUAACAUUUGGAAAACCGAAUGUAUUAAGAACUCUGAUCCUAUUGCAAAACAGAAGGUGGAAGACUUUCUCGUUCUUUUCAAUGUUUCAUUUCCUGCGGAAUUAGGUAGAACCGCCAUCGAAAAUCGUGUUGAGCAACAGCGUCAUAAGGUGGUCGAGUUGCCUAUGAAAGAUGAUGUAAAAAAGUUAGUUUCGUUUUUGAGACUUAAACGAAGAGAAUGGUUUUCAAAAAUUCGUCGAGGGAAUGUGCAAGAUUUCAGAUAUGCCUUACAACAACUUGCUUCUUAUACUCUUGUUUCAUUAAUGGUUUUUAAUCGCAGACGUCCAGGUGAAUUGGAACGCAUAACUCUUACAGAUUUUGCCAACUUGAAGUCUGCACAUACUAUUUCCGCAUUGGGUGGCCAUUUUCAAGCAAAUCCAGAUGAUGCGCGUUUAGCAAAUCGUUAUAAACGCUUUGAGAUACGUGGCAAACUUAAUCGAACUGUACCUGUUCUGGUAGACUUUGAAAUCGAAGCAUGCAUUAAUUUAAUUAUACAAAAUCGGGAAAAACUUGGCAUCUCUUCUGACAAUCCCUAUGUUUUUGCUUGCCCUUCAAAUGAUGGCCGACAUAAAUAUUUACGUGCUUGUUACCUUUUGCGAACAUAUUCCAAUACUUGUGGUGCUUCAAGAUCUGACCUGUUACGUGCUACUUUUUUGAGAAAACAAAUUGCAACUGAGUGUGCUUUGAAUGAUCUCGCUGAUAAUGUAAUACAUGAUGUCGCUAAUUUUAUGGGUCAUGCUGUGGACAUCCACAACAAUAUUUAUCGGAGGCCGGUAGAGAAACGGGAUAUCUUACAAAUGUCCAAAAUCUUAGAAAUGAUACAGGGUGAUAAUAACUAUAUACAUGAAACAAGUGCGAGUAAUAAUGAACCCAUAAUGGAGAAUUCAGAAAAUGCCGCUUAUGAUAAAGAAGCGGGUUCAAGUUUGCAAAAUAAUGAAGUACAGCAAAUGCGUAUUUCUGGAACAGCUGAUUGUUUGGAGAACACUAACUUCAAUACGGAAACGACUACUUCGACAACACAUGUAAGCAGUUCAGAUUCUCCGCCCCACAAUGACCACCCACCUCGUGAUGAUUCAUCUUCUGAUGAUGAUUGUAUAUCGACGACUAAAAAGAAAGGCAAACAUAUUAAUGGAUUAACACGUGUAUGCGGCCCAAAACGGUCAUGGACACCUGAAGAAAUAAAAGCAGCAUCUGAGCAUUUUAAGAAGUACUUGUUAUCAAAUAAGCUUCCGUCGCUUUCAAAAAUAUGCCAAAAACUUCCCCUCAUUACACAACUAAAGCUGCGUUCUCCGACUUCAGUUAAAACAUGGCUUCACAAUGAACUGGUACGUCAACGUGGAAAAAGACUUCAAGAUAUCAAAACUCCACACGAUAUCGAAACUCCGCACGUUAAAGUUAGGAGGACACGUUGGACCCCAAACAUGAUGUUCCAAUUGAAGAAAGUAUUUGCAGAUAAUUUCAAGUAUAGAAAAUUGCCUUCUAAUAGUCAGUGCGCUGCUGCAAAGGAUAACUUUCCUGAUUUUCAACAUUUAACUAUCGCCGCCAUAAAGACUGCAGUUGCCAAUGAAAUGGAACGUAUGAAGAGAACGUAAUUUUGUAAUUGCUACAAGAAUUUGAAUUUUGAAAAAUUUCAAGAUUGUUUUUUUUUACAUUUGUUUGUUGCGGUAUACAUAGUUCUAGUAACAUGGUACUUGGAACACUGGUUUGCAUUUUGUGUGUGUUGAAAUGACGCCAAAAUUCGGAAAUAUUAAUUAUAAGUCUUGAUUGUAUACCUUUUUUUGAUUUUUCUCUGAUAUUUUAUACUUGUAUACAACCUUAAUUAAAUAUGUUUUUGUAAAUGUCAUCACAUUUAAGUUUGGUGUAUUUUGAAUGAAAUUUCUAAAUUAAAUGAUUAUUAAUUUCA
Photinus pyralis (common eastern firefly) is the source of this 5365-nucleotide messenger RNA. RefSeq lists its product as uncharacterized. Bases 1086 to 5054 code for a protein of 1322 amino acids. The transcript has 10 exons. The record is from RefSeq and is a predicted model, not a curated record. NCBI's taxonomy places the organism in Eukaryota, Metazoa, Arthropoda, Insecta, Coleoptera, Lampyridae.